Messenger RNA from Perognathus longimembris pacificus (Pacific pocket mouse), 1703 nucleotides. RefSeq names its product prolylcarboxypeptidase (gene Prcp). The transcript is spliced from 10 exons. The coding region runs from base 135 to 1685 and encodes 516 amino acids. The record is from RefSeq and is a predicted model, not a curated record. Lineage: Eukaryota; Metazoa; Chordata; Mammalia; Rodentia; Heteromyidae. Gene Ontology annotation, biological process: regulation of blood vessel endothelial cell migration; proteolysis; negative regulation of systemic arterial blood pressure. Gene Ontology annotation, molecular function: serine-type exopeptidase activity; dipeptidyl-peptidase activity.
GGGGCCGGGCCGGGCUGAGGGCUGCGCGCUGCUGCUGCUGAGGAGUCCGCCCGUCCGCCCUCCGGUCCUCCCGCCCGUCCCCGCGCGCCCGUCCCCGCGCCCGCCCGCCCGCGUCGCUGCCGCCGGCCGGAGCCAUGGGCCCCCCGGCCCCGCCGCUCCUGCUCCUGCUCCUGCCGGUCCUGGCGCCGGGGGCCGCCCCCGCCGUCCACCCGGCCUUCUUGAGGGUCCUCGGCAGCCUCCUCGCACCACCACCCCAACCCACACCCCGCCCCACGGGCGCUCAGGGCUACUCGGUUCGUUACUUCCAUCAGAAGGUUAAUCAUUUUGGAUUUAGUGACGCAAAAACCUUUAAACAGCGGUACCUAAUAGCUGAUAGAUACUGGAAGAAAGAUGGUGGAUCAAUACUUUUCUACACUGGUAAUGAAGGGGACAUUGUCUGGUUUAGCAAUAAUACGGGGUUCAUGUGGGAUGUGGCUGCGGAGCUGAAGGCCAUGUUGGUGUUUGCUGAGCAUCGGUACUAUGGAGAGUCCCUGCCCUUUGGUGAGGAGUCCUUCAAGGAUUCUAAGCACAUGAAUUUCCUGACAUCAGAGCAAGCCCUGGUUGAUUUUGUAGAGUUAAUCAAGCACUUGAAAAAAACAAUUCCUGGAGCCCAAAACCAACCUGUCAUCGCCAUAGGGGGCUCUUACGGCGGCAUGCUCGCGGCCUGGCUGAGGAUGAAGUACCCGCAUGUAGUCGUUGGAGCUCUUGCAGCUUCUGCCCCUAUCUGGCAGUUUGAGGAUUUGGUUCCUUGUGGUAUGUUUAUGAAGAUUGUGACCGCAGACUUUAAGAAAAGUGGCCCAAAUUGUUCCCAGGCCAUCCGGAAAUCCUGGGAAGCCAUUAAUCGACUUGCAGGUUCAGGCAGUGGACUUCUGUGGCUCUCCGAGACUUUUCACCUGUGUAGCCCCCUAACGUCUGACGAUAUCGCCCGCUUGAAAGAGUGGAUCUCUGAAACCUGGGUGAAUCUGGCGAUGGUGAACUACCCUUACGAGUGUAACUUUUUGCAGCCUUUGCCUGCCUGGCCUAUCAAGAAGCUGCAACAUUCAUGCAGAAAUAAUCAUGGACUUGGCCUGGUAGUGUGCCAGUAUUUCAAAGAUACUAAUACAUCUGAAUCACAGUUGGUGGAGAAUGUUUUCCAAGCUCUUAAUGUAUAUUAUAAUUAUUCAGGCCAAACAAAAUGCUUGAAUAUGUCAGAAACAACAACCAGAAAUCUGGGGUCCGUGGGUUGGGGCUAUCAGGCCUGUACAGAAAUGGUCAUGCCCUUUUGUACUAAUGGUAUCGAUGACAUGUUUGAACCUGAGUCAUGGGACUUUAAGAAGUUUUCAAACGAAUGCUAUAAGCAGUGGGGCGUGAGGCCGCGGCCCUCCUGGAUCAAUACCAUCUAUGGAGGCAGAAACAUUAGCGCGCACUCCAACAUCAUCUUCAGCAACGGCGACCUCGACCCCUGGUACGGAGGCGGAGUCACCCGGAACGUGUCGGACACGCUGGUGGCCGUCUUCAUCCGCGACGCCGCCCACCACCUGGACCUCCGCGCCGCCCACGCCCAGGACACCCGCGAGGUGCGGGCCGCCCGCCGCCAGGAAGUGGGGUACAUGAAGCAGUGGAUCCGGGAGUUCCGCCGGGCCGCGGCGCCCCGGGGAGAGCGCUGAGCGGCCAGCCCCGCCCCC